Messenger RNA from Mercenaria mercenaria, 651 nucleotides. RefSeq names its product asialoglycoprotein receptor 2-like. The record is from RefSeq and is a predicted model, not a curated record. The transcript has 5 exons. Lineage: Eukaryota; Metazoa; Mollusca; Bivalvia; Venerida; Veneridae. Gene Ontology annotation, molecular function: signaling receptor activity. Bases 87 to 578 code for a protein of 163 amino acids.
UUCAGAAUAAGACACACAUCCUUUAAUCUUAUCAUUUACAUUGUCUGGUUUUAUAAAGCAAAUAGGAGCAGAGUUUAGACACCGAAAUGUCUUCUCCUGCAAGGACAAUUGUUUGUAUUUUUGUGUUCUGUUGUAAUCUUGGGGUUGUGCUCAGUGUUCAGUGUUGUCGAGACGGAUGGACCAGUUUUAAUGGAUCUUGCUAUUUCUUCGGGCAUACUGAUAAGGAUUUCCUGGAAGCUGAAAGAUUUUGUGCGCACUACAAAGCUCAUCUAACAUCAAUAGAGACACAGAAUGAAAACACCUUCAUAAAAAGUCACCUUCAAAACUAUAAAGACAACAAACAUUGGAUAGGACUGACAGAUGAAAUUGUUGAAAAUGCAUGGAAAUGGUAUGAAAACGAUAAGCCUGCGACUUUCACUGACUGGGGGAGUAAUCAGCCCGACCAAGGAAGAACCGCUAACUGUGUAGCUAUUUGGGCAAGUUACAAAUACCAGUGGGUCGAUGAACCAUGUACACACUUGUUUAAACCCCUAUGCGAAAUGAAGGCUAACGUUGAAGUUGAAGUAGUCGGGAAGUAGACCGCAACAUUAAGGUGUUGGUAUGUGUUGUGAGCCUUCUGAUAAAAGCCAAUUAAAAUAAUUUAUCAUUAAA